AGCACAUGGAGUCUCCUCCUCUACAGCCAUAGGACCAAGUCAUCAGGCUGGCUGCCACCUGGCACCUGCAGCAGUGCACAUGGACCCCCCAAUGGAUGGGACAUGGCCACCAAUAGAGACGGGCGAGACUUCUACAUCAACCACAUGUCCCAAAGCAGCUCCUUGGAGGAGGUUCGUCUGGACGGGGACAAGUUUGUACCUCCGGCCCCCCGUAAGGUGGAGAUGAGACGAGAUCCAGUCCUGGGCUUUGGCUUUGUGGCAGGCAGUGAAAAACCAGUGGUGGUUCGGUCAGUCACACCAGGAGGUCCCUCUGAGGGCAGACUGACCCCCGGAGACGAGAUCAUCAUGAUUAACGACGAGCUGGUCAGCUCCGCCCCCAGGGAGAUGGUCAUCGACCUCGUCAGGAGCUGCAAAGAAUCCAUUGUUUUGACAGUGGUUCUACCGUACCCAUCACCCAAAUCUGCGUUCAUCAGUGCAGCCAAAAAGGCCAAGUUAAAGUCUAAUCCAGUGAAAGUCCGCUUCGCAGAGGAGGUCAUCAUUAACGGUCAAGUCCCGGAAUCUGUGAAGGACAACUCUCUACUCUUCAUGACAAAUGUUCUGAAGGUGUACCUGGAGAACGGACAGACUAAAUCCUUUAAGUUUGACAGGAACACAUCCAUUAAGGAUGUCAUCUUGACCCUGCAAGAGAAGCUCUUCAUUAAGAGUAUUGAACACUUCUCACUGAUGCUGGAGCACAGACACGAGGGCUCGGCCAGCAGACUCAUGCUCCUCCACGAGCAGGAGAUGUUAACUCAGGCAACACAGAGACCAGGGGCGCACAAGAUGAAAUGCUUCUUCCGCAUCAGCUUUGUCCCAAAGGACCCCAUUGACCUCCUCAGGAGAGAUGCAGUGGCGUUUGAAUACCUCUAUGUUCAGAGCUGUAAUGACGUGGUGCUGGAGAGAUUUGGGUCAGAGCUGAAAUACGACACGGCCCUGCGUCUGGCUGCCCUGCAGAUGUACAUCCUCACUAUUAACACCAAACAAUCGCAGAAAGUCUCCCUCAAGUACAUUGAGAAGGAGUGGGGUUUGGCACUGUUCCUCCCUCCUGCAGUACUAUCCAGUAUGAAAGAGAAGAACAUCAAGAAAGCCCUAACACACAUUCUCAAAACCAACCAGAAUCUGGUACCUCCUGGAAAAAAGCUGUCAGCAUUGCAGGCCAAGGUCCACUAUCUGAAGUAUCUCAGUGACCUGAGACUGUAUGGAGGGCGGGUGUUUAAAUCUAUACUGCUGCAAGGAGAGAAGCACACAGAGGUGACCUUACUAGUGGGUCCCAGGUAUGGCAUCAGUCAUGUGAUCAACACCAAGACUAACCUGGUGGCGCUGCUGGCGGACUUCAGCCACGUCAACCGUAUCGAGAUGUACACAGAGGACGAGAAGAACGUCAGGGUAGAGCUACAUGUUCUGGAUGUGAAGCCCAUCACUCUGCUAAUGGAGUCCACUGAUGCGAUGAAUCUGGCCUGUCUGACUGCUGGAUACUACAGACUACUGGUGGACUCUCGUCGUUCCAUCUUCAACGUGGUCAAAACAGGGAAUGUAGUCAACACCGGCCAUGACUCCAGAGUAAAGCAGGUCUACCAGGCCAUAGAGUGGACAUACAGCGCUUCCUUUAGGGGAUGUGAGGAGCACCAGCACCACAACAACCAGCGCUGCAUCAGAGAGCCCUCCACCAAUAGAGACACAGACUACAUGGACCCUGGCUAUAUCACUGAGAUACAGCAGCCGCCCCAGUACUGCAUGCAAAUGGCAGAGAGGGUGGAUGCCAGAGGGGGGACCAGUGGUCCAACACACCCCCAACCCUACCUCUGUGUCCCCAGGCCCAAACCCCAGGACUCCCCCCGCAGCGUCAAGGUCUCCUUCACCUUCGGGGAUCCUCCGUUAGACAGUGUGGACCCCCAGAACCUGGGCUACCAGAGGCUGAUGGAGGAAGGCCCAGAGGUUCUACACGACCCCAUGUAUGAGCGACUAGAUGAGGACUACAACAGCGGGGAUCCCAUGGGGAUGACCGGGGAGGGAUAUCCUUACGCUGACAAAAUCUUCGGCAUCACCGAGUGCAGUGAGGAGCCGCUGCUGCACGACAUAUGCUAUGCGGACACCACAGACGCGGACGAGGACGAGGAGGACAUCAGCUGCGAGGAGGACAUGGGACUGAUGGGGGAUCUGGACAAGGCUAGGUUCCUCACGCUCUCUGGGUCCAGCGAUGACAUCAUCGACCUGACCUCCCUGCCCCCGCCAUGGGAGGGUAAGGACGAGAAAGAUAACGAAGAUGUGUUGCUUCACUCCCUCAACCUGGCCAUCGCAGCCCCGCCCCCAGGCUUCAGGGACCGCUCUGAUGAGGACGAGCAGCACGGGGGGGCCCGGUUGCCUGUCAAGAAGGGCCAGGGGACCCGUGAUAAUAUCCCAGUGUCCCUCAUAGACUCAGUCACCACACAGGUGGAGGAGGGCCUUGAGGGGGCCCUGGACGAAGCUGUGGUGUCCACAUUACAGGCCCUGGAGGCCCUGGCAGCUUCUGAGGAGCAGAGCCCAAAACCACAGUCAGAAAAUAGCACAGGUAUAGAAAUAUCAAGGGCAUUUAGCCCCGAGUCCUCGUCAGACUCUGGCAACGAGACUAACUCCUCUGAGAUGACAGAGAGCUCAGAGCUGGUCGCUGCCCAGAAACUCUCUGAAACCCACCUGAGACUGUAUGUAGCAACCAAUGAGGGCUACCACACUCUGACUGAGGAGAAAAUAGAGUUUCCUGUAACACGGUAUGAGGACGGGACGGCCCUGGCCAUACAGCACGACCCUCAGGAGACCGAGGAGGAGGAGGAAAAGAAGAAAGAGGAAGGGGCCACGUCCUCGGGUGUGUCAUCCACCCAGAUCCUCUACUCAGAAAGGGGAGAGAUGGAGCCAGAGACCAUGGAGACCAAGUCCCCCACCGACUACUUUAGCAAACUGCACAUGGGCUCUUUGAUGAGCAAGCAGCCAGGAAAGCACAGUGACCCUGAGGGCAGGAUUCAGGGAGAUACCAGUGACUCAAGAGAAAAACGAAACAGCAAAGUCCACUCAAAUAGAGGGGAGCCACCCAAAUAUAAUGCUAUUGUAAGGGAAUCUCCAUACAUGAACCAAUUCGAGUUGGGCCGAACGCCAUAUCCGUAUCGAGAGAAGCCCCCAAGAUAUCACCGGCCGCCUGAAAACAAAGUGGCUAACAAUCUUUCCCCAGACUGUGUGAAUGACUCACAAGCCUCCCUCUCUGACAGGGUAACAAUUAAGGGAGACAAGCAGGACUGGGAUGAAAGGAGCCAGCAGUUAGAGGCUUCACACUCCCAUGCCAAAGACCCCCACAGUACCCAGGAAGCCAAUUUACCCAGCAGCGACCGGCAGCAGCAGCAGUCGAGGAUCCCCUCAGCCGAGCAGGAUGUCACACGGCUCUAUGAGUACCACCUUAGUAAGCACAUGCCAUCGUUACAGAGCAGCGAGGGUGUCCACUCCCUCCAGAGCUCACAGUGUUCCUCCAUAGACGCUAGCUGCAGUACAGGAAGCAGCAGAUGUGUCACGCCCAUGGACUCCCCCCUCUGCGCUGGAGAAAACAUGCAUCUACUGUCGGAGUGUUCCCUCAAGGGAAUGGGCCAUAUGAGUUGGGAGGAGAAGGCCUAUGGCACCCAAGGCCAGGCCACGCAGCAAGGCAAGGCUAGACAUCAGACCAUGGACCCAACCCUGCUGAGGAAGAUCCACGCAGCCACCAGUGCUGAGCCUGGGUUCGGUACCGUACGAGGAGAUGACUGCCACCGGAUGCCCAAGAUCAAAGAAACCACAGCUUGUACACAGCUGGAGACGGCUGCUGGGAAAGACUCCUCCUCAGCUCUCUCUGAGGUCAACUCCGCCGCCACCACCACCAACUCACCACCAUCAUUCACCAGUAGCAGCAGCACGUCCAGAGUCCAGUGUUCCCAGUGUGCCAAAGCAGCAGGGGUGCCACAGCCCUGA
Messenger RNA from Salvelinus namaycush (lake trout), 4002 nucleotides. RefSeq names its product FERM and PDZ domain containing 4 (gene frmpd4). NCBI's taxonomy places the organism in Eukaryota, Metazoa, Chordata, Actinopteri, Salmoniformes, Salmonidae. The annotation marks the transcript as partial. The record is from RefSeq and is a predicted model, not a curated record. Gene Ontology annotation, molecular function: protein binding. The transcript has 17 exons. Gene Ontology annotation, cellular component: cytoskeleton.